Messenger RNA from Caenorhabditis bovis, 327 nucleotides. Lineage: Eukaryota; Metazoa; Nematoda; Chromadorea; Rhabditida; Rhabditidae. The record is from the annotation of a GenBank genome assembly.
AUGAAUUCGUGCUCGCGCGCCACCGCCGCUGUCUCGCAAUGGGUCGAGCAGCAGACGCACGACAUCUUCUAUUGGCUCGGCCUCAAAAUCGCCGAUUGGCCCAGGAUAACCCUUCUUGUGACAACAAUAUGGGCUCUUUUGAUGUGCGCUGGAGCCGUUCGAUUCAAGGAAGUCAACAAUGUUCGUGAUCAUUUCAGCGCCGAGAAUUCGCCGUCGCGUUAUGAGUAUCGUGUCGCUCGCGAGUUCUUCCAGGAGCUCGGCAGCCCGUUUCACGUCGUCGUCGCCAUGCAGGCCACCGAUGGCGGCAGUCUGUUGCGACCCAAGUGA